AUGGAACCCUUGUUAUUCAAGGUUGAUAGGAUUUCUGAAGAGUUUAGUUGGACCUCAAUGAAAGGUAACAACACGUUACCCAGGUUCCUACAAAAUCCCAUGCUUCUAACGGCAGCCCAACUCGUCCGGUCAGCUUUUGACUAUGAUGUUAUUCCAGAUCUACUGUUUGGUUAUGGCAUGUAUGCGGGGUUUUACACCCAUGCAAUGUGGAAAAAGUCAGAUUUGGUCUGUGCUAUAACUUUUCGAAUCCAUUCAAGGGCUAAGGAGGUUUUUGGUGAAGUUCCUUACAUUGUUACAGCGGAGGAAUACUGUGGUAGGGGUUGUUUAAAGGUAAUGAUGGAAGAGUUUGAGUGCUUCUUAAAGACCUUUAGUGUGAAAAGGUUACUUAUGCCCUCACUCUCUACUAAAGUGGAUCUCUGGACCGAAGGCUUCGAAUAUGUAAAGAUUUCUGAAGAGGAUUUAAAUAAAAUCUUAGAAGAUGGUUCUGUUAUUGUUGAUUUUGAAAACACUGAGAUGUUAACCAAGGAGCUUUAA
Lathyrus oleraceus (garden pea) is the source of this 534-nucleotide messenger RNA. RefSeq lists its product as uncharacterized. Gene Ontology annotation, molecular function: RNA polymerase II transcription regulatory region sequence-specific DNA binding; histone binding; chromatin binding. The transcript has a single exon. Bases 1 to 534 code for a protein of 177 amino acids. Gene Ontology annotation, biological process: positive regulation of transcription by RNA polymerase II. NCBI's taxonomy places the organism in Eukaryota, Viridiplantae, Streptophyta, Magnoliopsida, Fabales, Fabaceae. Gene Ontology annotation, cellular component: nucleus. The record is from RefSeq and is a predicted model, not a curated record.